Pistacia vera is the source of this 1988-nucleotide messenger RNA. RefSeq lists its product as uncharacterized. Gene Ontology annotation, biological process: maturation of LSU-rRNA; maturation of 5.8S rRNA. Gene Ontology annotation, molecular function: endonuclease activity. Gene Ontology annotation, cellular component: preribosome, large subunit precursor; Las1 complex. The transcript is spliced from 9 exons. The record is from RefSeq and is a predicted model, not a curated record. The coding region runs from base 1 to 1860 and encodes 619 amino acids. NCBI's taxonomy places the organism in Eukaryota, Viridiplantae, Streptophyta, Magnoliopsida, Sapindales, Anacardiaceae.
AUGCCGCUGUUUGAAGGUUCUGUGGAGUCAAUGUUGGGUUUCGAGGAAGAGAUGAUGAGUGUUGAUCAUGAGAUUUUAUCCUCCUCAUCAUCAAACAGUUACAAAUUGGUGCCAUGGUUGAGUUGGGAGGAGUGGGAUUUCGUCAGAGAAUCCCUCUUCUCUUCUUCUGCAGACAAGGUUGCCUCUGCUCUUAAUAGAAUAUCAACAUGGAAAAGCAGAGGGUGCCUGCCUGUUGUUAUUGAUGUCACAGCUUCAAUCAUUGAGAUUCAACAGAAAGAUCCUUAUUACAAAGAUAAAGAGGAACAGCCCACUGAUGUUUUAGAGUCAGAGCAAUUGCUUGCCAUGCUGUAUUGCAUGGCAAUCUUGAGGCUUGUGAAUUGUGUUGUUGAGAAGACACGAAGAAAAUCAGAGUUUUCAAUUGCUGAGGCUGCUGCUGCAAUUGGUAUCCCACGUAAACUGAUUGACGUUCGUCAUGAGGGUUCUCAUCGUGAUCUCCCUGCACUACAAGUGGUUCGGGAUUGCUCAGACAAGGCGUUGGAUUGGUUGAAAGCUUAUUACUGGGAGCCCCAAAAGAAGCAGAUUCCAUUUCAAAGAGAUUCAACUGCUGACAUACGAAGAGAUAUUCAGUCUAAAUUCCAGGAAUUGGCUUUCUGCUUGAAAUAUAAGGAGAAUACCCAAGUUGGUUCAUCAUUAGUAAAAGGAAAACGUUCUAAGAAGAAAGUGGCCGGUUGCUUGAAAACUCUUGUACAGUUAUACUCUUCAUUCUCAUCAGAAAUUGUAUCUGUGUUGCUGGAGUUCUUGCUGAACGCUUUAGAUUUCUCAAAUUUGGAGUUUCAAAACAAUUCCCAUGCUGUCCAAAAUAUACCCAUGGCAUUCAAUGAUUGGAAGCCUGUGUUAACUAGAUUCUCGCAUAAGGAGCCAGAAUUACUUCUGACCCUUCUUCAUACAGUUCUUGAUAUGAUUGGAGACGCAGAAGCCAAUAAAUAUAAGACUGGGCAACGAAAUCAGACAUCAUCAGAAUAUAAAACAGAGACUCGUCCAGUAGAACAUCUUUCUUAUCUGUUUGCUUGGCUAGUUGGACUUCUAAGGAGACUAAAGCCUCUUCAGAACACAGAUCCUGCAGCUGAAUUCAAAGUCUCUGCUGCAGGGAAAAAUAUACCAAAUGCAGUUCUGGUGAAGCUCCUGCGUAAAUGUCUUCUAGUGCUGCCUACAGGCAACAAGCUGCUUAUGGAUUCAGCCAUGCAGUUUGCACAGCUGCUGGGAAAUACCUCUUUAUUAGAGAAACUCAACAAGCUCUCUUCGAUAUAUUCGCCACAUAUAGAUUUUAAUGAAGAAAACUCUUCUUCCCUCUUAAGUUUCAAGAAGCUUGUUCUCCAGCAUGACGACUUCAUCCAUCAAGCAGCUAAAAAGCUCGAGUUAGUUAAACGUCUCAGGAUGAAGAGCAAAGUUUUGAACACAGCUGAUGGUAAGGUGGAAACUUCGAAUAGAUGGGCUGUGGCAAAAUCGUAUAACUCAUGUCCAAUUGGUAUGUUGCCUCGUGAUCUUGGAUCAGCUGGCUGUCUUCCUAUUCUUGUCUGCUAUGAUAAGAAACAAAGCGAACCUGAUCUAUCAGAAAGGAAAGAGAGGUGGGAACUGAGCCUAUAUAGCAGCAAGAGGGAAGCUAGUUUUAAUAUUCAGAUGUUAGAUAACUCAAGGGUUAAGAAGAUGAAAGCAACAGUAGAAGGUUGUGAAAUGAACAACAACAAAAACGUUUCAUCAUUUGAAGGUGCCGAGGGCCAUCUGAUGAUCGGGGGUGUGUGGAAGAAAGUUGGGGAAGAAGAGCUGCAUUCUAUCGAGUCUGGUGUAAGGAUUCUGGUUUAGUUAUAUCUCAACUCCUACUUUUUUUUUUUUUUUUUUUUCUUUUUUUCAGUCAUGGAAUUUAUUUAUAGUGGUAACAAAAAAUGUGUCACAGCUCCAAUUUUGGUUUAUAUAUAUGUCAUUCCAAGUGA